Molecule: messenger RNA, 1397 nt
Organism: Catharus ustulatus (Swainson's thrush)
Lineage: Eukaryota; Metazoa; Chordata; Aves; Passeriformes; Turdidae
Gene: OMD
Product: osteomodulin
Exons: 2
Coding region: 1-1254 (417 amino acids)
Molecular function (GO): protein binding
Source: RefSeq, a predicted model, not a curated record
AUGGGGAUUCUGAGCCACCUACCAAUCCUCCACCUCCUCUGGGCUGCUUUGGUCUUUUGUCAGUAUGAAGAUUAUGAUUUUGAGGAUGAAUAUGGUGGGGAGCCAGAUCAUCAACCUCCAUAUUAUUUCAACCCAAACGUCCAAGCUGAAGUUCCUCCUUUUCCUUUUCCAGUUCAGUGUGCCAAAGAAUGCUUUUGUCCACCAGCUUUUCCCUUAUCCAUGUACUGUGAUCACCGGAAACUCAAGACAAUACCAAACAUCCCCAGUCAUGUCCAACAACUUUAUCUGCAAAACAACAACAUUGAAGCUGUGCCUGCAGGACCAUUCACCAAUGUUACCUUUGUGAGGGAAAUUAACCUCAGCUACAACAAUAUUAAAUUCCAUAUGAUUGACCACGGUGUUUUUGCCAAACUUUCAAACUUAUUGCAACUUCAUUUACAACAUAAUGAAUUAGAAGAAUUUCCAUUCCCUCUGCCCAGCUCUCUGGAGAGGCUCCUCCUUGGUUUCAAUAAAAUUUCCCGCUUACCUGGAAAUGCAUUGGAAGGACUGCCCAACAUGACCGUGCUUGACCUGUGCAAUAACUUACUUGAUGACUCAGUAUUCAAAGAAAAACCCUUUUCAAACAUGAAAAAUUUAAUGCAGCUCAACUUAUGCAACAACAAAUUACAGACAAUGCCUCCUGACCUGCCACCAUCACUUCGACAUCUUUCUCUUGAAAAUAACUCCAUUUCUCAUAUUCCAGAAAACUAUUUCAACAGACUUCCCCAUAUCAUUGCUCUAAGAAUGUCCCACAAUAACCUGCAGAACAUUCCACACAACACCUUUAAUCUACCCAACCUUCUAGAACUUAAUCUUGGACAUAACAAGUUGAAGCAAGUGUUCUAUAUUCCAAGAAGUUUGCAGCAUUUGUACAUUGAAGACAAUGAAAUUGAAAACAUCAAUGUCACUGUGAUGUGCCCAAGUCUGGACCCACUGAACAUCAAGCAGUUAACCUACAUACGGGUGGACCAGAACAAGCUCACGAGCCCCAUCAGCACCUACGCCUUCUUCUGCUUCCCCCUCAUCAGAACCAUUUAUUAUGGAGAGCAAAAUGUCACAGUCAGCAGGCCAAGUGAGCUCAGAACACCAGUGUUCCGGCGCUUCCUAACACCAGAGGAAUUCCAGGAAGCAGAAGACAAUCAAGAAACGCUCAACCAAGAAACUGAAGAAGAUAAUGAAGCAGAAGACAGCUAUUUUCACCCUUACUAUCACUGAAGUAGUCACUGUUAAUAAGUAUAUAUGGAAACUUUUCUUUAGUCUGGGUUAUUCAUAUGUAUCCUAGCACAACUGGGUAGUUUGGGAUAUUCAAGAUGCAUCUGUAAAGUGGAGACAGGAGUUUAAAGUGGGUAAAUGUCCUA